AUGCCAUUACGAGGUUCAUCACAUUCACAUAUGUCAAUUUCGGGAGAAGAUAUACUUAUAUACGAUGGGUCUCAAAUCGAUGAAGAAACACAUGAAGAGAUUGUUAAGUUUUGUGACAAAUGUAUUAUGACACAAUUCCCUUUGUUAGAUGAAGAUACAGAAUUACAUAAUAUCGUCAAAGAAGCACAAUCUCAUUAUCGUAAUCAUUCAAAGUCUUGUUUAAAAUAUCAUGAAACAUUGGACCGUUUUGAAUUCCCUCGUUCUGUUGCUCGACGCACAUUCAUAUGUGAACCAAUUGAAGUUGAUAACGAUAAUGAUAAACAGUAUACCAAAAAAGUAAAUGAAAUUUUUACAGAAAUGAAUGCAACAAUGAAUGCAUUAGAAAAAGAGAAAAUGUUGUCAUGGUCCGAUUUUGAUACUCUUCCAACGAAGUAUAAUUGGAACUAUGAGGACUACGAAUGCGUACUUAGAGUAGUUCAUACUAGAACUGUCAUAAUUCAUAAAAGAGAACCCAACGGUCGAUGGGUUAAUCAGUAUAAUGAAGAAAUGUUGAGAGUAUGGAAGGCUAACAUGGAUAUUCAAUUCGUACUUGAUACAUAUGCCAGUGAAAAAUAUUUAAUGUCGUACACAACAAAACCAGAACGAGAAAAGAGUUUGCUAUUUGAAGGAAUUCAUAAAGAAUAUCGUGAAGGAAAUAUGUCAGUACGUGAAGAAAUGAAAAAAUUAACAGAUACAUUUUUUAAUCAUCGACAAGUUAGUGUGCAAGAAGCUAUUUACAGUAUGACUAAAAUGUCACCAACAUAUUCAAGUUGA
Molecule: messenger RNA, 813 nt
Organism: Rotaria sp. Silwood2
Lineage: Eukaryota; Metazoa; Rotifera; Eurotatoria; Philodinida; Philodinidae
Source: the annotation of a GenBank genome assembly